GCACAUUACGGCUAGACGCCACCCGGCAUCAAACAAGAAGAAGAAGAUCGCACCGGAAGUAGCUUUGUUUAUCCGGAAAACGUGUGUUCUAACGUCAGUGAUACGGUUUAAAUUUCUGCGCAAAAAUCCCCGAGUUAGAGACUUGAGAGGCACAGCGAUCAAACCGACCAGAGCUCGGUGAUCAUCUGUCUGUUCGGCUGUUGUCGACCCAGCUUGGUGUGAAUCGGCGACGCGAGCCGAGAUGAAGCCGCCUGCUCGUACUCGAAUUAAACCAGGUCGCAUCCGGACACCCGACGGGUCACCGCCGGGCGCGGGUGCAGUGUCCCAGAGCUGGAAGCGGUCGGAGCGGAAGAAUCUGCUGAAGGCCCUGCAAACGCUCAGCGAGGCGACUGGGGGCCGAGGAGACCUCGACUACGCCGCCCUGAGGAAACAGGUGCCCGCUCGGUCCAUCGCUGAGAUCCACUCUGUUGUAGAGGGUCUUAAGGACAAAGUGAUCUCCUCUGCGAGCUUCUACCUGAAAAACAAAGAGAUGGUCAGGAAGCCCAUCGAGAUGUGGACACACAUGGCUCUGGCUAUGACUGGGACCCUCAACGAACCCAUUUGUAGUGCUUUCUCUCAGAUGCUGAUAGUGUCAUCCACGGAACCUCGCACUCUGAGGAACUGCGACCCUCCUCAGGACAACAGACUGUCCACAGUCGCAGGCAGACGUGUGGGUCGCUGCGUCCCUCAGAGACCAAGCAAAGGUAAGCGCCCUGGCACCAAAACAGCCCAUCCUUUUGUGGUAUUGAAGACGCCAGCACCAACCAUAGGUCCGGCCCGGAGACUCCCAGUAUUAUCCAAUGUGGUUCGAUUGCCAAAUAACAGAAUCCCUCCACCCCAGCAACAGCCUUCAAACGCAGCCGGAACCCGACCUGCUGCCACCGGCUCCUCUCCAGCUGCUGUCCCCUCCCACCCCCCAGGUAGAGCAGAGGUACUCGUGCCUCCUACAACUCCACAGCUUGUGUCACCGGCUGCGAUCCCAGUCACAGCCUGUUCCAAUACUACUUCAGAGGUGAAGACUGUGAAUGUUGGCGGCAUUGUAAAGCAGCCUACACAGCAGCUAUCAGAGCGGCAACCCUCCACCGUCUCUACUUUAAAGUCCACUUCUUCCAGUCCUGACAUGCCCCUCGCUUCGUCUGCCACCAGUCUCACCCCAUUCCCCUGUACUGCUCCAUCCUCUGUGAAGUCUUCCAUUUCAGCCACCUCCAACCACCCAGUGGCCCCGCUCUCCACACCUGCUGCUGCAUUUCCUUCCAGGGUUGGCUGCACCAGCAGAUCUGCCACCAAAACCACUAUCAGGACCUUCGCUGUCAACUGUGAUGUGGACUUUGAGAGGAUCUAUCACUACAUGAGCGCCAUGCACGAGCCGGACGACAAGCGCCCCCUCACCCCCAUGGAGAGUGCCAUCAUGUUGGACCUGUUGAUGUCUCUUCCAGAGGAGCUUUCCCUGCUGCACUGCACCAAACUGCACAAACAUCUGAUCCAGAUGUACCAAAGUCUAUCAUCCCCUGCUAACUCCACGAAUGGCAGAGAACUGUUUAAAGACCAACAGGAUGGACUCUCUGCUCAGACAGGUGGUCGAGACAUCCCAGCCUGUCAGCAGAACACUGCUCAGGCCGUCGACAGCAGUGGAGUCAAGGACAGUGAAGAGCCGGAGGUGGCUGAGAGCCAAUCAUCAGGAACCAACAACUCCUCUGUCCAACCAGGGAAGGACAAUGAGAUGGGAUUCACGCCCCUCAAUCCUUUUUUGGUGCCACUGCAACUUUUGAUGCGUAGAUAGGUUGCAUUCAAAACGUAUAAAACAAAUGUGCAAUGUUUUUUUAGGAGGAAUUAGUCAUGUUCUCAUCUCACACAGUCUUGACCCACAAAUGUGUAGGUUGUCAAUUGCUGAAGGGCUGCGUUUUUAGCUUGUGUAUUUUCUGAAUACAAAAAAAUAGAAUUUGUGAAAUGUGAAAGUUUGCUUUGAAUUUCUCUUCAGAUUCAUCAACUUGUUUAUUUAUUCUUAAAACUGACUGUUGCUUCUUUAAUUUAGAUUUCAGACAGUUUUAUUUAGUUUCUGUUCCAUUGCUAAUAAUAAGCACAGACUGUUAUUGCAUUGCAUAUGUACUGAUGCCAAAACCACAGCGUGCUGCUACCACCACGAGUCCGUCUCAUCGUAACAUGAAUUUCUCGUUUUUAAUAAUACUCUCUAAAUAUUAUUAUAUUUUACCAUGAUUAUGUAAUACUAACAUAUUUUGUUUUAGAAUGUUUUUCAUGGUAUUAUUAGAUAUUUAUGUUUCCACAACAAAUAAAUGAAAUGAAGUAUUUAUUGUGAAUAACAAAGAAUGAAAUGUUUAGAAUUUUUUUUAUUUUAUAAAAGAUGUUU
Messenger RNA from Hippoglossus stenolepis (Pacific halibut), 2404 nucleotides. It is a transcript of the gene snapc2, whose product is annotated as small nuclear RNA activating complex, polypeptide 2. The record is from RefSeq and is a predicted model, not a curated record. Gene Ontology annotation, biological process: snRNA transcription. Gene Ontology annotation, molecular function: RNA polymerase II general transcription initiation factor activity. NCBI's taxonomy places the organism in Eukaryota, Metazoa, Chordata, Actinopteri, Pleuronectiformes, Pleuronectidae. The transcript is spliced from 6 exons. Bases 242 to 1819 code for a protein of 525 amino acids. Gene Ontology annotation, cellular component: nuclear body.